CAAAGCUAAGGGUCAUUUACUUUGGGUUAGUAGUAGUGGGUGUUCAAUAUUUGUCGCGGGCGCAGUCCAGUUUUACAGUUUGUUGGUCCUCUCUAUGGUUGGUUUAACAUGAAUUGAAUUGUUCAUUUAGAGGAAAUGUGGUGGAAAAUCUCAGUGAUACUGUUCUUAGCACUUACUUCAACAUCAGCACAAAGGGACUGUUCAAAAAACGAAUAUGAUCGCUGCAUAAAAAUUGCCGAUCCUUUAGUCAGAGAAGCCCAUCUAGUUUUUCCAGACAAUCUCAAAGACAUCGACCUUGUUUGUCGUGCAUGGAGCACGUUUGUGGACUGUUUAAAAGCCUACACAGAAAACUGUUUCACCGAUCAACAAAGGAAACAAUUUAAUAAAGCUGUGGAGAGUCCUAUUGAGAGUGUUCAUCAGAUGUGUAUGCAACCAAACUACAGAAAAGAAUACCUCCAAUACGCUCCUUGUAUAAAAAGUACGAUAAUUGAAAAAAUCCAUUGUGGGCCACAUUACAGUCUUCUAGUGGAUCAAGCCGAGCAAGGAGAUGUUAUAUCAAAAGCCACCCUUUGCUGCUCCCAUGAAAGAUUCAAGCAAUGCGUCCUAAAAGAAACCAGAAGACUAUGCGACCGAGGCAUUUCAGAUGGACCAGCUGCCAGAUUUGCCUCGCAAAUCAUCGACAAAGCUUUGAGGUUCAUGCAGGAACAAUGCAUCAAUAAUAUUCCAAAUUCUGCCGAUUGCACUUCACCCCACGACUCCUUACCAUCAUACUCCGACAGAUCAGAUCCUUUUUCAGUUAUAAACACGGCUUCGAGUGAAGUGUAUCCUUGGAGUACUCAACAACAAGAAAGAUUUCCAAAAGUAGCUUCAUCAACGCCUAGUAGCUGGGCAAUAUCUUCCAGUGGAUCUCCAUCAAGAGCUGAAGCAGAUAAUUCCAUAUUUCCUACUCAAAACUUAGGAACCCGUACUCGACCCGGUUCAUAUGGAAGAUCUUACAGCUGGCCUAUUGAUCCUUCUUCUACAACGACUGAAGCUUCAGUACAAUCAAGUACUCCACAGUAUAAUAAAGAAACUAUGGCUUCAUGGGACCUUUACAAUCGACUAAACAAUAUUAAUAACAGAAAUUCUGGUAAAAAUCCUCCUACUUCAUAUAGAUCAUCACCAACAGAAAACACUCCAUCAACUACCACGAAUCGAUAUGACUAUUCUAGUACACCGUUUUGGAACCCUUCUACUUCAGAAACUUGGUAUCCUGCUGCCGGGAAUCAGUUAACUAACGAAGUAGAUGAACCCAACCAGUUGGGUUUGAAGAAACCGCAAAAUUCAGGUUUUAGGAGUGAGAUUAGUGGAAUUUUGGGGUUGUUGGUAGUGAUAAUUAAUGUAUUAAGGACCAUGUAGAUUUGGGACUUUGAGACGUUAGUGCAAACUCUAUUUUAAUGAAGAUAUUUGGGUAGAGAGUAGGAGAAAUUUGAGUGCUUUUUCAGAUCUUGUAUUGCUCUUAACGUUUUUGUAGCUUCAAUGAAUACCUACUCAUUCUGUUUUCUGUUAUUUCUUUAUAUUAUUCAUCCUUUGUCUACAACUACUGCGGCACUAUCUUCAUGUAAUAUGCACACUGUAUCCACAACUGUGGAUUUAUGCAUGGGUCGCUUGUAUACGAAUGACUAAAUAAUAUCAGAAAUUCUGUGUAAAAAAGUUUUUCUCAAUGUAGACCAUCAUCAACGUACCUACAUAAUGCGUAUUCCAUCAACUGGCUAUAAAGUUUUUAAAUAAGUUUUAGUUUGUUUCAACACGUUUCUAAAACGAGCAUUUCGAUUAUUCACUUAACGUUGAAAGUUGUGAGAUUUGCACUUUAGGACGUUCUCAGUUACUUCAGCGCAGCGGACGUUUCUGAAACGUUUCGAUGUUCGAUGUUCGAUCGUAUACGUUUUUGAAAGGUUCCUGUGCUUUUGAGAUUAGAGAUAAGGUAUAUUCUAGAAUUAGUAGCGACAAGGUAGGAAAGCAUAAAAACAUAGAAUCCCGUAUUUCUCUUGCUCUCAACUUUUUUUAACACUUAUUCAAUAUUUUUUUUGUAAGUAGGUAUCUUCUGAUCUCUGUUUAUCAUCACUUUAAUAUUUUCAUUUUGCUUUGUAUUAAUGUAUUAUACCGAUGGUUUGCUAUUUUAAAGCUUUUAUCAUGUAACAUAUACUUUUUUUUUAAUUGAAUGUACCUAAACAAAUGCACUAGUCAGUUGAUUAAUUUGUAUCAAAUAAUUAUAUAUAUAAAUAGUUAAUAAAUAUCUGUAUUACUUAAAUAAAUUGAAAGACAAGCA
Ceutorhynchus assimilis (cabbage seed weevil) is the source of this 2308-nucleotide messenger RNA. The record is from the annotation of a GenBank genome assembly. Lineage: Eukaryota; Metazoa; Arthropoda; Insecta; Coleoptera; Curculionidae.